GGAGAGGACUGUGGAGGAGCAGAACCAGAGAGAGACUCAGAUCCAGAGAGACGUUUACAACCAGAGACUGAGGUCGAGAUUGAAGACUCUGAUGAAUCUGAGACUGAUGACAGUGAUGAUUGGCAAGAGACAAGAGAAGAUCUGUCAGAAUUAAACUUGAAAAAUCAGAAACUAAAGACUGUUAAGAGACCACAUAGUUGCUUGGAGUGCGGUAAAAGAUUUAACCAAGAAGAGAAUUUGACCAGUCACAUGAUGAUUCACACUGGAGAAAAACCCUUCAGCUGCUCUCAAUGUGAGAAAAGAUUUACCGCUAAGUCUAGUUUGACAUAUCACAUGGCAAAUCACAGAGGAGAGAAACCCUUCAGCUGCCUUCAUUGCGGUAAAAGAUUUUCCCAAAAUGGAAAUCUGACCAGACACAUGUUAGUUCAUACAGCAGAGAAACCCUUCAGUUGCUCUGUUUGCAGUAAAAGUUUUAUCCGUAGAGGAAGUCUGGCCACACACAUGUUAGUUCAUAAAGGAGAUAAACCCUUCAGCUGCUCUGAGUGUGGUAAACUGUUUACCGAAAGACGAAGUCUGACCACACACAUGUUAGUGCACACUGGAGAGAAACCCUUCAGCUGCUCUCAGUGUGAGAAACGAUUUACCCAUAAGUGUAAUUUGACAUAUCACAUGGCCAAUCACAGAGGGGAGAACCCCUUUAGCUGCCUUGUGUGCAGUAAAAGAUUUAGCAAUAGAGCACAUCUGAACACACACAUGUUAGUUCACACACGAGAGAAACCCUUCAGCUGCUCUGCUUGCAGUAAAAGUUUUACCCAUAGAGGAAGUCUGACCACACACAUGUUAGUUCACACAGGAGAGAAAUCCUUCACCUGCCUUCAGUGUGAGAAAAGGUUUACCAGUAAGUCUGGUUUGACAUAUCACAUGGCAAAUCACACAGGAGAGAAACCCUUCAGCUGUCUUGAGUGUGAUGAAAUGUUUUACCUGCAGGGAAGUCUGACUAGACACAUGUUGGGUCAUACAGGAGAGAAACCCUUCAGCUGCUCUGAGUGUGGUAGAAGGUUUAGUUCUGAGGGAAAUCUGACCAGUCACAUGAUGAUUCACACUAGAGAUGAAUGCUAAUCUUUUGCAAUGGUAAAGGUAAUCCAAAUGAAUCCAAGUUAACAUCAUCACUGUGUAUUCAUAAGUAUGUAUUGAUUAACAGAUAUAUAAGUAAGUUGGGAGCAGCUAUGACGUUUGAAUGUUAAGUGUUUA
This is a messenger RNA of Labrus bergylta (ballan wrasse), 1251 nucleotides long. RefSeq names its product gastrula zinc finger protein XlCGF57.1-like. Gene Ontology annotation, biological process: regulation of transcription by RNA polymerase II. Gene Ontology annotation, molecular function: DNA-binding transcription factor activity, RNA polymerase II-specific; RNA polymerase II cis-regulatory region sequence-specific DNA binding. NCBI's taxonomy places the organism in Eukaryota, Metazoa, Chordata, Actinopteri, Labriformes, Labridae. The record is from RefSeq and is a predicted model, not a curated record. Gene Ontology annotation, cellular component: transcription regulator complex; PcG protein complex; chromatin.